CAAAGAAUGUAUGUGAUAACUUGAAUGUAUUGGUGAUUGCUUGAAGAAUAUAUCUGAGUAUUACUGACGGCUCAGAUGGUAUAUUAGUGAUUGUCCAAAGCGUAUAUGUUAGUGAUUGCUCAGAGUCUUAGUGGUUGCUCAAAAAGUAUUAGUGAUUGCUCAAAAUAAACAAUGUAUCGGUGACUGUUCAGAAUCAAUACAGAUGCUUUAGGGAUACUUUUAAUCACUGGUCAAAACCUGUUGACUGGAUGCUUAAAAAAUGUGACCCAUCUUUUCUUAUGUAUGCUGAAAACUAUCUUUUCUUAUGUUCAUUGUGAAAACUGGAUUAAUAUGACAUCUUUUCAUAUAUACACUGUGAAAACUGGAUUAAUAUGACCUGUCUUUUCUUAUGUACGCUGUGAAAACUGGAUUAAUAUGACCUAUCUUUUCUUAUGUACGCUGUGAAAACUGGAUUAAUAUGACCUAUCUUUUCUUAUGUACUGUGAAAACUGGAUUAAUAUGACCUAUCUUUUCUUAUGUACACUGUGAAAACUGGAUUAAUAUGACCUAUCUUUUCUUAUGCACACUGUGAUGCUGAUUCGUAAUUGUACUGACUGUGAUACUGUGAUGAACACACUCUACAUUUUCUCAUCAUAAACUGCUGCUGUUACUUUGUUGAUGUAUUAUAUUCUAGACUUGCAAUACAUGGUAUGAUGCACUGACUGCAUAGGAUGAAUAUUUGCUAACUCGCUCUUGUGUUACAACUGACGAUGCAACUUUGUUGAAGUAAUAUUCUCGAUACAUAAUAUGUCGCCGUGACUCUGCUGACUAUAUAUUCACUACCUGUUCUUGUGGUACACUCGACUGUUGAAGUAAUAUUCUCUACUUGCGAUACAUGUUAUGACGCUGUGACGGAACUGACUAUAUAUUCAUGGUGCAUGGAGUGAUGGAUCAACUCCCGCGAAUGAGGAGCACGCUGUCCCAGGCCGGAGUUCCCCUCAGUGACAAGAUCCUCGAACACGUCCUGAUCUCUGUGAAUGGAUUAGAAAUCCUCUGUCUAAUGGUCGACCGUAUGGGAGAAGGGUUCAAGCCUCAUGUAACAUCAGUUUUACCAUCAGUGAUAGACAGACUGGGUGAUACAAAAGACCAGGUCAGGAAUCAGGCUCAGUCGUUGUUGCUGAAACUUAUGUUACCAGCUACUUCGCCUCAGUAUGUCUUUGAUAGAAUGACCAUGGCAUUUUCCCACAAGCAGUGGCGUGUUCGAGAAGGCAUUCUUGUAUGUCUUCAAAAUACCAUCAAUAGAUAUGGUGCCCGGUGUUUAAGCCUCCAUAAACUUACACCCAAUAUAUGUAAUUUGCUGGAUGACUCGACACCUCAGGUCCGGGAAGCUGCUUUGGACACUCUGGCGGAAAUGUAUCGGCAUGUCGGAGACAGAUUACCUCAGGAUCUCGGGAAGAGAAACUUGUCAAGUGCUAGAAUGAAAGCUAUAAAUGCUAGGUUCGAAGAACAGAGACAGUCAGGAAACAUGCUUCCCACGGCUGAUUUACCUCCCCCUGUGCGGAGUGACAGUCGUGGUGCUAGGGAUUCCUCAACGGAAGAUGAACCAGACUCGGUGAAACCACAUACAUUCGCGAAACCGCUGACAACCAAAGUGUUUCAGACCAAAAAGACUCCCAGCCGACCGCAAACUUCCACCUCCUCUUCCAAGUCAGGCCCAGCGCGGACUCAGUGUGUGGGGGCUGUAGGAAACCGCCCAAAAUCAGCCACUUCCGGGGCUGUUGAUGAAGAGUUUUUUAUGAAAUCUUUUGAAGAUGUGCCCAAGAUCCAGAUCUUUUCGGCGAAGGAUGUUCUCGACCACCUCAAGAAGAUUGAGGCAGUUUUGUCGAAUACCAGCAAUGACUGGGAGAAGAGAAACGAUUCCAUGAUGAUUCUUCGAGCCCUCAUAGUGAACCGGGCCGCAGAUUACGAUGAGUUUAUUCAGUCGCUGCGCAUGCUGGAGAACUGCUUCACAAUUGCCAUAAAAGAUCUUCGCUCACAGGUCGUCAGGGAGGCAUGCAUCACCAUAGCGUAUCUAGCCAAGGAGCUGACGACCCGAUCUGAACAUCUCGUCGAGGUCCUCUUACAGCCGCUGAUAAACCUAAUACCCAACAGUGCUAAGAUUAUGUCCACCUCCGGAAUAGUCUGCAUACGCUUCAUUAUCCAGUUUAUACAUUCCCCAAGACUAAUUCCUGUCAUUGCAAAUAAUACAUCAACAAAGUCUAACGUCUUACGAAGGUAUGCGUUUGAGUACCUGAAUCAGCUUCUCCAGUCAUGGCCGAAGCACAGUCUGGAGCGACACAUAGCCUUGAUUCAGGAGUGUAUCCGGCGGGGCAUCAGUGACGCAGACCUCGAGGCCAGAGUCUUCGCCAGAAAAGCAUUUUGGGGGUUUUCCCAUCACUUCAAGGACCAGGCUGAUUCGUUGCUGAACAAUCUGGACUCUGCUAAGCAGAAGAUGCUACAAGGGGAGCUAAGCACUUCGUCAAGCAAUAACUCUCUGAACAGUGACAGCAGCCUGAAAAUGGCCCGGCCUAAAGUCCGUUCUCGCAGUCAGGACAGAGCCCAGGAAACCAGCACCUUCAGCCGGAAUUCGGCAACGAGAAAAUCGACUGCUGCAAGGAUCAGUACAUCGAAGAGCGAGGCCAGUGGAUCAAGAGGAGGUGUUGGUGGUACAAAAGUUACUGCUAAAACAGCCUAUGUAUCUCCGUACGGACAAACGUAUUUAAUGCGAUCAAGUAGUGCGGUAGACUUGAGCAGCUCACCGGUGAAGUCACGAUCCAAUUCAGUGCAGCAACCAUCACAUCUAGAAAAGGGAUCAUACAGUUCACUCCCCCGCCAGAAAACUAUCGGCAGUGGUAGUAAAAUGAUGUCAAACACUGCGUCCACCGAACGAAGUCGCGCCCACGGCCGCAUCGGCGUGUCGCAGUCGCAGCCAUCCAGUAGAUCGGGAUCACCCUCGUCUCGCUUGACGUACAUGACUCACGGCUCAGGACGGGUUGACCCCAAGACACCAGGUCGCAUACGCAGGUCGGCGAUUCCCCGUAGUCAGGGAGCCAGUCGCGAAGGAAGUCGGGAAGGCAGCCCCAGCAGGCAGAUGUAUGUCCAUGAGAGAAGAUUAAGUGGCAGUAAGGUUCCUGGGCGUGGCAACAAAGGUACUAUUUUGGCCCAGAGAUUAUUGAGACCUGGCUCUGAUGUAGAAGAUGCGCUGUCUGAUGCACUGGCACGUGGUGCGGGGCGGAAACGUUACGAGUAUGACUCUGAUGACGCAGCGAGUGAGACAUCAAGUGUGUGUUCUGAGCGCUCCUACAGCUCGUACAGUGGCCGAACCUCUGAGGAUAUGCAGCAAAUCAUAGCCCAGAUGAGUAGCGGUUCUCACAUAGAGAGAAAGGAGGGAUUAAUUUCAUUACAACAGUUGCUACGGCGACAUCGCAUGCUCAGUCGUGUGGAAUUGAAAAAAGUCACUGAAAUCUUCACAAGAAUGUUCCAUGAUCCUCAACCAAAGGUAUUCAGCAUGUUUCUAGACACGCUCGUUGAGUUGGUGGUUCUACACAGUCGAGAUCUCUCCGAUUGGUUGUACGUUCUACUCACCAGACUCAUCCACAAAUCUGGGUCGGAUAUGCUUGGCUCGGUGCAGACCAAACACCAGAGGGCGCAGGAUGCAGUCAGAGAUAAUUUUCCAACAGACCAUCAGUUCAAUACAAUUGCAAAGUUCAUCGUUGAUCAGACACAGUCCCCAACCUUCAAACACAAGGUGAAGAUAGCCAUGCUAAGUUAUUUGCAUAAUUUAAUUCUGACAAUGGACCCGUCAGAUUUUGUCAGCUCCAUCGACUCACGGUUAGCAGUGUCGCGCAUAAUUACAUGGACCACCGAACCGAAGAGUGUAGAAGUUAGAAAGCAGGCACAGCUAGUUUUAAUGGCCUUGUUCAACUUGAAUCCUCCUGAAUUUUCUCUCAUGUUGUCCGUGAUGCCCAAAACAUUCCAGGAUAGUGCCACGAAGAUUUUACACAGUCACAUCGGAACAAGUGCUAGUACGGGCACUCACGACGUGCUGUCUCCGCGCAACGCAACCAGCCCGCCCAGCGGUCACCAACGGCCGCGACAGCAGCGCUCCAGCCUGAGUUACCCCGAUGACAGCGAGACGGAGAACUUCAACCCGGAGGAUAUUUACACGUCGAUGAAGAAAGUGUCGGCGGACAUUCAGAACCUGAGCAUAAAGAGCAAGCUGGACCACUACAAUGACGUGGAGAAGAAACGGGACUUUACGUCACAGGAUUCGGGCAUUCAGGACCUGCGCAAUGACAGUCCCGACGGGCUGGACGGGGGCAAGAAGAUGUCGCAUUACAACCCAGCACAUUAUCAAGACGAGAACACGUUGAACGAACACAAUAAGUCUUCACUGGCUGAGGCAGGUUUUAACCUCGAGAGCGAUGAAGCUCGAUGGAAAACUUUAGGCUUACGUCAGCCGGAUAUCCCAGAGGACCAAGAUGAUUAUAUAGCAGAAAUACUGUCUGAACUUUCCAACCACAAUCAGAGGAACGAACAGCGCGAGAAGGCGCUGAUGUACCUGAUGAUGUUACCUCAAGAACCCUGGUUCAGUCACUGGGAGGAGCACUUCAAGUCCAUCCUCCUCAUUCUACUAGAGACACUCAGUGACGACGACGGGAACAUCCGCAUGAUUGCGAUAAACGUUUUACGAGAGAUCCUCAAAAUCCGGCCGCAUCUCUUCAAGGAAUACGCAGAGUUGACCAUCCUCCGGAUACUGAAGGCGCACAAGGACCCGGUCUACGAGGUGAAAUGGGCAGCCGAGGCGUGUGGAGAGGAAGUGGCUAGAGCGAUUGCGUCAGAGCAGUGUAUGAGAAUCUUGAAUCCGAUUGGCCAGACUUCAUCGUUUCCUGUCAACUUGGCAGCCAUUAAAAUGCAAAUGACUGUUGCCGAGUUACUGAGUAAGGAACAGAUGGAGAAAAUUCUUCCCGAUAUUGUGCCUGGUUUACUUAAGUCGUUUGAUGACAGGGAGAUCCGUGUGAGGAAGGCGACAGUGUUUUCUCUGGUGGCUAUUUACAACUGUGUUGGCGACGUCAUGCGACCCUACCUCGAGGAGCUGAAAGGACACAGAAUGAAAUUGUUAAAUCUGUACAUCAAGAAGGCCGAAGCUGAGAAAGAAGGCAAACACUCGUCAGACACAGACAGUUUAAAACAUGUCUGACGCAGUGACCGGUACGCUGACCAACACAACCGAGAGACGAAACACUACGUUUAGUGUCUGCAGGACUGUGUGCUACAUCCCAGUGACCAAGUCAUAUCAUUGGAUGAUUUCUAGCCUGCAAGACAAUCAUUGGUCGAUAUUCUAGCCAGCUUCAAUAUCAUUGGAUGGACUCUUUCCCUUCCUCUCUCCUCCUCUCCCCCCCCUCCCCCCUCCCCUAAUGUCGUCUUCAAUGUUCAUUGGUUAAGCUUCUGGAAAAGUCUUGAAUUCCAUUGGAUGAUAUUAUUUUUAUUGAUUUAAAAAAAAAAGACUUGACAUUGUUGCAUGAUGCUAGCCACUAUGCAGAUGGUACAUGUGUGUUGAAGUGCUCACCAGGGUUACCAUGGUGAUUGUAAUGAGAUUUCUUAUCAUCUUGUCAGGAAUUUUUCUCUUCUUCAACUGUUCCUCUGCUGAACUUAGCUUGGAUUCCAAUGAUGUAGCAUUAGUUGAGUCAAGAAUAUUACAGGUAUAUAAACUGACAUAUUUAAAAACUCUGCGACAUUUUUAGCAUGUCUAAGAUUACAAAGCUUGUAUACAUAUUCCCUCUAUUUCAAUAGCUGCUUUUGUUCUGUUGAUAUUUUAGAUUACGUGUUCAGAACAACGGUUGCAGUGAAAAUUAGAAAGAAAAACGUUUUGGAAUUGUGGGCUGUACUUCACGGAUAUUUAGAACGAAGAGAUAGAGAAUUAAUAGUGUUAGUCGAGUCCGAAACGAUGAUAUGGCAGUGUGUGCUCAUCAGUGUCCUAGAAAGGCUUGAACUUAGUCUGGAGAGAGUUGAUUACUACUGGGCUGAGACACAGACGGAUGAGAAAUGGAUAUUAUUGCAAUGGAACAUCUUUGAAUCGGAGAGAACUUGAUGACAGUGUCGACAUUUCACUUAGUUAACUCUAGACAGUGAAUGGGAUAGCUGUAAACAUGUCCGUUGGCGUGUAUACAGAUGAAUUUUAAUCUUUGUCAACCUCGGGUAGUGAGGACACAAAAUGGCUGUCUGUUUAGACGGAGAUGAAUGCAAUCCUUGGCUCAGUGAAUCCAGAUUCAUCGCGAUUUGGUCGUGGAUUUCGUCUUGAGAUGAACUCCAAUUGCAUCUGUACGAAAACUGCAUAUUGUAGUUUUUGAAACUCUUGUUGUUGUAACCAUACAGUGAGAAAACAGUGUGCAGUGUUUUGUUGCUGUUUGUACACUGAAGAGCGCUGUGAGGUGGUGUUGUUACUUAAGGUUUUUUCUCUAGUGUAGACUGACGGUGUGAGGUCCAGUGUGGUUGUGUUGUGGCUGGUUUCACGUCUCAGUUUGUUCUUCGUCUACCGAGUUCUCCCCAUCUAGCUCUAUUGGCCAAAUGCUAUUUUUAAGUCCCCAACCGGUCCAACCAGUGGGGGACUACAGGUUUCGUGUCCAUCUGUUCCUCUGUACUUCUGUCUGUCCCAUAUAUAAUUUUUCACACUUUAAUUGGUCAAUACCUCAAGAUAUUGAGCUGAACUUUUGGACAUAGCUUUAUCAUGUACUGUUACAGAUCAGGUUUCACUUUCGUAGCAAUUUACCCAUUUUUCAGAGUUGGGGCAAUGGAACUUAAGAGAUAUGAACAUUUGUUGAACCCAAUAGGGGACUUGUGUUGCUUUCGCAGUACUCUCAGAAUGCCUCCCCCCACCCUACCCCACUUGCUAUUUUCACGUCUAACUAGACUCAUUAUAACACUUGGGACAGUUCUCUGCUGAAUUCAUAUAGUGGAAGGAUAGAAAAGAAAAUAAUCUACAUAUCUAGAGAGAGUUUAUUGAUCAAUAUAUUAAAGUCAGAGACCCUACUUUCAAUCAGUGAAAAUAGAUAUAAAGUUUGGUUAAUCUAUAAACAAGAAUUUGUGAUGUUAAAAACGGGGAAAAUACUUGUACUCUCUAAAAAUAGCCUAGUUUUUAAACACUACGGCAAACUUUUUACAAUUAGACGGCAUUUCCUCGGUUUCUCCAAUUCAACCAAUCGGAUAUCAACAUUUCGAUCGACUCAAUCAUGAAGACACACCAAAAAGCUGUCUUAAUAACCAGUCGUGUGACCAAAAUUACUUCGACACAAUUGGCCAGACAUCAUGCCAAGAGCUGGCGCGAACACGCAAUGACGCUUGCCCCGCCCAUAUCAAGUAAUGAACCUAUGAAAUGCCGUCUUAAUCGGUUAGAAGGUUUAAGACAUUUCUUCAGAAAUAAGAACGGGCUCCGCCCCUUGUUAUUUCUGAAGAAACGUCUUAAUGUCUUCUGACCUAUACUUAGAACUGCUUUUGAUCAUUGAAAUCGGACACUACUUGGCUUUUAUUGUUUAGGCUAACCAUCUUCAUACAUCCAAAGUGUUUCUGGUCAUCCUGGUGUUUCAAAUACCACGAAAUGCAUUUUUCAUAUUUUUAGGAAUGAGCGUAUCUCUGAGAAGUAAUGGUUAUGGAGACGACUUCUAGUCUACUUUUUAAGAGUAUAGGGUGUAUACCACCAAAUCAAAUCCCAUAGACGACAAUAGUAACAUAUGUGGCUAAAACUCCUAACUGCAGCGUAUCAAUCGACAUAAACGCCACCCCUCACCCUUAAAGUGAAUCAGA
Molecule: messenger RNA, 7818 nt
Organism: Gigantopelta aegis
Lineage: Eukaryota; Metazoa; Mollusca; Gastropoda; Neomphalida; Peltospiridae
Product: CLIP-associating protein 1-like
Exons: 42
Coding region: 911-5218 (1435 amino acids)
Biological process (GO): mitotic spindle assembly
Cellular component (GO): cytoplasmic microtubule; microtubule organizing center; spindle microtubule
Molecular function (GO): microtubule binding
Source: RefSeq, a predicted model, not a curated record